Messenger RNA from Amaranthus tricolor (Joseph's coat), 348 nucleotides. Its product is annotated as secreted RxLR effector protein 161-like. The transcript has a single exon. Lineage: Eukaryota; Viridiplantae; Streptophyta; Magnoliopsida; Caryophyllales; Amaranthaceae. Bases 1 to 348 code for a protein of 115 amino acids. The record is from RefSeq and is a predicted model, not a curated record.
AUGACAUGUACAGGGCCGGACAUAGCAUUUGCGGUUGGUAAAUUGAGUAGAUUUACUAGUAAUCCAGGUCUCCAACAUUGGUUGGCGAUAAGGAGAGUAUUACGAUACUUGGAAAGAACCAUAAAUUAUGGUAUAACUUAUAGUGAUGAACCUCCAAUUUUGGAAGGUUGUUCCGAUGCUAGUUGGAUCACUAAUGAAGAGGAUAAUUCUUCAACUAGUGGUUGGGUCUUUGUUUAUGGGGGAGGUGACAUUUCAUGGGCUUCCAAGAAACAAAUGAUAAUAGCAAAUUCCACUAUGUCUGCGGAAUUCAUUGCACUUGCUCGGCGGCAAAUGAAGCGAAGUGGUUAA